Thalassophryne amazonica is the source of this 1675-nucleotide messenger RNA. RefSeq lists its product as uncharacterized. Gene Ontology annotation, cellular component: protein kinase 5 complex; cytoplasm. The transcript has 2 exons. The coding region runs from base 183 to 1211 and encodes 342 amino acids. Gene Ontology annotation, biological process: positive regulation of cyclin-dependent protein serine/threonine kinase activity; brain development; activation of protein kinase activity. The record is from RefSeq and is a predicted model, not a curated record. Lineage: Eukaryota; Metazoa; Chordata; Actinopteri; Batrachoidiformes; Batrachoididae. Gene Ontology annotation, molecular function: cyclin-dependent protein serine/threonine kinase activator activity; protein kinase binding.
UGCCUGUGCUGCUGCAGUCAUUCUGGCUCGUGGCAGAGACGUGUUCUGCACACUUUGACAUGUCUGUCAUGGACAUGUGUCACUUCUGUCUUGAGAACCCGCAUCCUCUGGAUAGUACGGAAUAAAAGAGAGCUGUGUGCAACCACAGGAAAGCUGUAUAAUCUCCAGAGCAGCGACUCAUCAUGGGCACCGUCCUAUCACUCUCACCCGGAUCUCGGAAAUCAGGCUACUAUGACAACCGGCCGGGCUCUCUCAGUCACUACCCGAGCCUCAGCAGCCGCCCUCUCAACACCCACAAAGACCGCGAGCUGAAGAGGGGCCAGUCCAUCUUCCUUCCAGCUCUCACAUGGAAGCGACUGGUGGCCUCCACAAAGAAGAAGAGCAACACUAAAAAGGGUCCGGGUGGUCCGGUGGCCUUCUGCGACCCUCUCAACAAUAACAACAUCUACCAAAAUGAUCCUGUGCUGCACCUCAACCGUGAGAAUGUAAAGAAAUCUAUGUCAUGUGCCAACCUGUCCAGUUACGAGGGUCCAGCAGGACUGGUCCUGGGACUCGGAUACGGGUUAGGGAUGGGACAGGGGCUUGGCUACAACUACAGCAAGUCUCAGCAGCUUUUGUCUGUGAAAAAGGUUGCCCAGGGUACAGUGGCCUCAUCCCCCAAGCGUGUCAUUGUCCAGGCCUCCACCAGCGAGCUGCUCCGCUGCUUGGGGGAGUUCUUGUGUUAUCGGUGCUACCGCCUGAAGCACCUGUCUCCAGCCGACCCCGUGCUCUGGCUGCGAGCGGUGGACCGAUCGCUCUUGCUGCAGGGUUGGCAGGACCAGGCCUUCGUCACGCCGGCUAACGUGGUCUUCGUCUACAUGCUGUGCCGAGACGUAGUAGACGGGGACCUGGUGGCGUCGGAGCACGAGCUGCAGGCCAUUUUACUCACCUGCCUCUACCUGUCCUACUCCUACAUGGGCAAUGAGAUCUCAUACCCGCUAAAGCCUUUCCUGGUUGAGGCGGGGAAGGAGGCCUUCUGGGACCGCUGCCUGGCCAUCAUCGACGCCACCAGCUCCAAGAUGCUGCGGAUCAAUGCAGACCCACACUUUUUCACACAAGUAUUUGCUGACCUCAAGAGCGAGGGCAGGCGCAGCCCUCAGGACUACAGUCAGGUGCUGGAUAGAGGAUUGCAAGAACGUAGGAACUUUCACAUCCCGGAGGACUACUUGUAGAAGUUUAGGAUUUAAAACAUGUUCAAGAUGCAGAUUGUCUCUGAAGAUUGACACAUUUGUUCCCCCUGGAAUCUUGAACUAUUUUUACUUGAAAUAUGGAGCCACUUGGUCCAACUGACCCUCAUCAUAUCGUCCCUGCAGACCACCAAGUCAUCUCAGAUUCCCCUUUGGAUCGGCUUCUUCUAGCAGAGCGUCCUCACACUACGUGAGCUGUCAUGAGCCGCGGCUAAAUAUUAUCAAGGACUGUUUUUGCUCCUAAACAGCUGAAUGGGUCAGAGUUGGACAAUUUAAUCCACGCCAAGCGAUGUUUUCUGGACAGUUAAUGCAGGCAUUCAGGCGUCUCUUGCUGAGUAAGUCUCAUGUAACAACAGGGAAAAGUAACUGGUGGAGGCAGCUGAGAAGUGCACACUACGUCCUGAUGUGUGCUUCAUAAUCACUAAAGCAAAAGGUUUUGUGAAACACUA